Molecule: messenger RNA, 2598 nt
Organism: Theileria orientalis strain Shintoku
Lineage: Eukaryota; Apicomplexa; Aconoidasida; Piroplasmida; Theileriidae
Product: 16S rRNA processing protein
Exons: 11
Coding region: 1-2598 (865 amino acids)
Biological process (GO): DNA damage checkpoint signaling; rRNA processing
Cellular component (GO): checkpoint clamp complex; ribosome
Molecular function (GO): ribosome binding
Source: RefSeq, a predicted model, not a curated record
AUGGAAUAUGAAUUAAACGGAGCUAACGCUCUGAUAUUAAAAAAAAUACUCAUUUUAUUCAGACACAUUUCAUUGGACUUGCAAAUAAUUGCAAGUAGGAAUGGUUUGAAUUUAUACGCACUGAACCCAUCAAAUUCAGUAUGGUUACACAUUCAACUAGGAAAGGGGUUUUUUGAAAAAAUACAAAUCAAACCACAAAAUACAACACACUAUGAUACAUCUUCUAAUAUUCGACACUGGUUUGUGUCAACAAAGCACCUGUGCCAGUCAUUAUCAAUAAUUAUACCGCCUGGACAGAAAAAUUCGGCAUUUGGGUCAGUUCUUGUAAGAGAUGCUAACACGAACGAGAACCUGAAGAACUCGUUCGGCCUGGACAGGCUUAUAAUAAGAGAAUUUAGCAACACCUCUGACUACUUGUCCCUAAUAUUUGUGUGUUCGAACAAAAACAUAGUGAGGUCAGCAACGAUAAGCUACCAGGAAUACAAAUUGAGCGUGCCUGAUGAUCUGGGAUGGUCAAACUGGCACUACCUGAGGAUAUCGCCAUCAGUGUUUUACAAGUCAAUCAACCCAUUCAGCUCACAAUACAACGAUUUGUCAAUUACAUAUAACGAUGCGAAGGAAGACCUACUGCUUAAUGUGAUAAAUAACACGUCGAAGCUAUCAGGAAGUAAAAACAAAAAGAAAAUGGUUUCGGGGAAAAUACUCAUUAACAGCAGGCACUUUCAUAAGCUGGACCUAGAUGAUGACUUGACGUACCCAACGGACAUAACAAUAGCGAUGAAGGAGUUCCUAUCGUUGGUCUCGUUCUGCGAGUCAAUUAAGUGUCCAAUGUCAUUGGUGCUGAGGAAGGCAGGGGACCCAGUGAUAGCACUGUUCGGGGGUUCAGUGGACGCAUGUGAAUCAGUGACGACAAACUUGAACAUCCACAGCAUUGUAUACAACGGAUGCAAGGAGCCGAGUGUGGACACGUCAAAUUCUCCAAUAUCAAGUGAAAUACUGUCACUGAGUGGUUCACUGUGGAUAAGCUCAUUCAAGGUAAGUGCGAAUGAACAAAAAAAUGACACUCAGGGGGAGCACAAGGACAAUGGAUUGGAUGAAGAGGAGGUUCUCGAAAAAGUAAUUGAUGAAGUGGCUCCAUUCGAUUCAACAGAAGAUAAGACGCAAAUGCCAGAAAGAACGACGAGAUACACAGACUACGAAUUAGAUUUAAUAUAUAAGGUGUUAUUGAAAGAUUUUAAAACGGAUGAAAAACAAAGCCUUACACAGUUUGUUCAACCAGAUUAUCCGAUGAACAACGGGAAUAGUCAGUUUAAAACAAGUUACUUUGUAAACAGAAGUAGAAAUGAUAAAAUUAAAUAUAUUAAUGGAAUGAACAUGUCUAAGGUAAAUUCUAUUGAAGAAAAUGAGGAUGGACCUUAUGAUGGAAAAGAGUCUAUGGCAAGUAGUAAAGUAGAAGAGGAAGAGGAAGAGAAAAGGAAUGAAGUAGAUUUAUUGGUGAAUGAGCCUAAGAGUAAAUUUUAUAUAGACAAGAGUAUAAUAUAUACAAUCCCACAAGAAGAUUAUGUUGUGAUUGGAGAGAUACUGACGACAUACGGGUUGAAGGGGCACGUAAAGGUAAAGUCAUACACUCCGCGCCCAGAAGUAAGACUAUGUGAGCCAGGAUAUAGGUAUCUGAAAAUACCGUACAACGAAGAAAAGGUAAUACCAAUUAAGCUGGAAAGAGGAAGGAAUUCAGGAUCGAAGGACGUGUAUAUAGUAAAAUUUGAAGGAUUUGACACAGUGGAGCAGUCGCAAAGGCUGUCAAACACAUACCUAACAGUGCCACUGGCAGAAAUGCCGCCACUAGAAGAAGAUGCAUACUACUCUAGAGACCUGAUAGGACUUUACCUGUACCUGUACAACGACAUAAAAAAAACGAAACUGGGAAAAAUAGUAGGAUUUGUGCACCAUUCAGACUUAGCAUUGAAAAAGAAAUUUGAAGAGGUGUGCGACGAUUUAAUAGAAGUACAGAUGGACAUGAAGCUAUCAUUGCAAACGCUGAUAGAAGUAACGAACGCAGCUAAAGAGAAUAGAGAAAAUGAGGAACAACAAAGGCACCAAGAUGAAGGAGGAAAAGGGUGUAAGAGCGGUUAUAACAAGGGGCCAACAAUAGUAACAGAGAGAGAAUUGGAAGACGCAGAUGAGAUAGUGGACAUGUACGAAGAGUUUAAGACACCGAACUUCAAGUCGAUAGCGUACGUAAAGUACUACGAGUGCUCAACGUGCCACAGGGAGUUCACAAAUCACACACAAGCACUGUUACAUGAAAAGGAGCACGAAUCUAAAAGUAAGAAUGUAGGAGGUGUUGAAAAGGAAGAAGUUAUAGCCGAAAGGGGAGAAAGAGAAGAGUCCGAGAUAGAGGAGUCAGAGGAAUCUGAAAAGAAGUUGAAAGUAAUAUCGAUAGAAGAAAUCAUAGAUAAGGAAAUAAAGAAGCCUCAGAGAAGAUUCUACGUGCCAUUAGUAAGAAAUGAAACAGUAACGUACAUAGAUGUGGAAAACAAGAGCGUAUACGUGGACCCGUAUACAAUAUUUAUAGGAGAGGACCCAUACUAUAAGUAG